Punica granatum (pomegranate) is the source of this 422-nucleotide messenger RNA. The record is from RefSeq and is a predicted model, not a curated record. NCBI's taxonomy places the organism in Eukaryota, Viridiplantae, Streptophyta, Magnoliopsida, Myrtales, Lythraceae.
ACUGACAGGUUCGAGUAAAUAUAACUAACCGCGUCCAUUCUCGCGUGGUGGAUUGGAUAUCUGACUAUGGCAUUGCCCCUGGCGGGAAAUGACCUGGCAAGGUCGACGAGCGGCCGUGGUAGCUGGGCAUCGAGCACCCGCCGGAGCUUCGCAGCCUCCGGCAGCUUCCGGGAGGCUUGGCAGACCCCACCCGAUGUGUUCAGCCGCAGUGGGCAGCAGCGUGAGCAUGAUGAUGAGGAGGAGCUUCGCUGGGACGCUAUCGAGCGUCUCCCCGCCUAUGACCGCCUUCGCAAGUGCAUGCUCCAGCAGGUCCUCGAUGAUGGCCAGGUUGUCCAUGGCGAGGUAAUACCACGAACUUCUUCUGUUGAUGUACAAAAUUUAUGAAGGCCUAAGAUCGAGUUUUAAUAAGUUGUAGUCAUCAU